UGGAGCUAGGUAAAACUGUUGGCAACCUCUGUCUCAUUAAAGUCAUAGAUUAAAAAAUCAAUGUGCGUUACAAUAUUCACCCAUCGUUGCUUUAUUGUCAUUUUUAAAUUGUAUCGAGAUCAAAUUGUCCAAAGAAACAUGGCCUUAUUAAGAAACUACGUGUACAAACAAGUACCCAAGGAGAGGUACGAUGUGUUGAAAAGUCGUUACGACGAGUUUCUGGACGCCAUGAACGAUGCCAACAGGGACCCGGUGAAGGUGUUCGACCCCUUCCCAGCAACGUAUACGAAACAGCUUGAAUUGAUAAGGGAAAUUAGUAGGGAUUUGCAACAGAAAAAAGAUGAAGAUGUGAAAAAAGCAGCGCAAGCUCGGGAGGCAGAAGAACAGCAAAAGAAGGCUAAUGCAGAGGAAAAGAAUGAAGAAGAUACCAAAGAAGAGUCUCAACAAGAAGUGCAGGAGAAAAAGAAUGAAUAAUUUAUUGUGAUAAGAGAUAUUUGUUUGAAAAAAUAAACUUUUAAAUUAAUGUUA
Messenger RNA from Galleria mellonella (greater wax moth), 528 nucleotides. RefSeq lists its product as uncharacterized. The coding region runs from base 61 to 474 and encodes 137 amino acids. NCBI's taxonomy places the organism in Eukaryota, Metazoa, Arthropoda, Insecta, Lepidoptera, Pyralidae. The record is from RefSeq and is a predicted model, not a curated record. The transcript has 3 exons.